This is a messenger RNA of Rangifer tarandus platyrhynchus (Svalbard reindeer), 1113 nucleotides long. NCBI's taxonomy places the organism in Eukaryota, Metazoa, Chordata, Mammalia, Artiodactyla, Cervidae. The record is from the annotation of a GenBank genome assembly.
AUGUCCUCGCUGCCCCGCGGCUUCGAGCCCCAAACUCCCGAGGACUUGGGGCAGCGGAGUUUGGCGGAGCUACGGGAAAUGUUGAAGCGCCAGGAGAGACUUUUGCGCAACGUAAAAUUCAUUUGCAAAUUGCCCGACAAAGGUAAAAAGAUCUCAGAUGCUGUCGCCAAACUGAAAGCUGCUAUUGCAGAACGUGAAGAAGUUAGAGGAAGAAGUGAACUCUUUUAUCCUGUUAGCUUACACUGUAAGGAGAGGCAAAAAGCGAUUGAAGUUGUUGAUGGGGACAGAGAUAAGGCCCAGAAUUCUGACCAGAUACUUGAUACUUCAUCACCCCUUCCUAGCUGUUCCUCUGUAGCUAACAUCACAUCAUCUCAGACAAACUCACGACAACAGGGAUUGGCACAUCUGACUCGCGGAGGUGAUGUUGAGGCAACUGAGGCUGAACACACAGUGAGUGAGCACCCAACUUCUAGCAGCGGAACCCCAGCGCCUUCCUUAUCUGAAGCUAGUGAGGGUCUCCCUCAGUAUUGUGCCUUAGGUCAAGUGGAGGAUCAUCCUGGCAGCUCAGACAACCUGUUCAUUGAUAGAUUACGAAGGAUCACAAUUGCGGACCCCACUGAACACCACUCAGAAGGAAACCAGAGUCCUGAGAACUUGGCCAGCCUCUGGAGUGGGCCGCAGAAGAAGCCUCAUUACAUGGAAGUGCUGGAAAUGCGAGCCAAAAAUCCCAUGCCCACGCCACAUAAAUUUAAAACCAAUGUAUUACCUUCACAGCCGCAUGAUUCAUGGAGUGCUUGUCAGAGGAGAGGGUCUCCCGUCUCCUCAGAGGAGAGGCGGCGCAGGGACAAGCAGCAUCUCGAUGACAUCACGGCAGCCCGGCUUCUGCCGCUGCACCACCUGCCGACACAGCUGCUCUCCAUAGAGGAGUCGCUGGCUCUGCAGAGACAGCAGAAGCAGAGUUACGAGGAGAUACAAGCCAAGCUCGCAGCACAGAAGCUAGCUGAAAGACUAAAUAUUAAAAUGCAGAGCUAUAAUCCAGAAGGGGAGUCUUCAAGGAAAUACCGAGAAGUAAGGGAUGAAGAUGAUGAUCAGUCCUCCGAGGAUGAAUUCUGA